Messenger RNA from Pyrenophora tritici-repentis Pt-1C-BFP, 1623 nucleotides. Its product is annotated as GlcD, FAD/FMN-containing dehydrogenase. Gene Ontology annotation, molecular function: FAD binding; oxidoreductase activity. The record is from RefSeq and is a predicted model, not a curated record. Lineage: Eukaryota; Fungi; Ascomycota; Dothideomycetes; Pleosporales; Pleosporaceae.
AUGUCUGCCACCAUACCGGGCCGUUUGCUGCAUACAAUCAGGACCGUUGUCAAGCCUUGCAAACUCGAUUUGAUGCUCAGGAUCCUAACACACUGUUCGUCUAUCCUUGUCCACCCUUCCGAAAACCAAACUCACUCUACGAUUAGUGUCCCCAUUCCUGGAGAGAUAUUGAACACGUACUGGCAGAAUGAUACGUGCUCGCCCUUCACUAGCUCCAUCGCAUCAUGCGAUCUCGGAAAUCGUGUUCUGUAUUCCAUCAACGUGACAGGCCCAGAUGAUGUCCGGGCUGGAGUUGAAUUUGCUCGAAGGAAGAACAUCCGAUUAGUGAUCAGGAACACUGGUAUUGACUACUUGGGUCAGUCAACCGGCUACGGCGCUCUGGCACUGUGGACGAACAAUCUCAAGUCCACCAAGAUGAUCCACAAUUAUAGCAGCACGUAUCAUACUGGCCCAGCAAUGAGACUUGGUAGUGGUAUCACUGCAGGAGAAGCAUACCAGGCUGUGCAAGUAACAGGCCAUCGUCUUGUCACAGCAGAAUGUGGGCUCACCGGAGUUGCGGGUGGCUAUGUUCAGGCUGGCGGCCAAUCGCAACUUGUCACUGCCUAUGGUCUCGCUGCAGAUCAGGUUCUAGAGUGGGAGGUGGUGACAUUGGACGGUCGACAUCUGAUCGCCACUCCUGACCAUCACGCAGACCUGUAUUGGGCGCUUGCUGGGGGCGGAGGUGGUACAUACGCCGUUGUGCUCAGCGUGACUUUCAGGGUCUUCCCAGAAGGUCCCGUGGCCGGCGGCGCGAUGACAGUGACAAGCAAGAACUCGACCGCACUGUUCAAGGCAAUCGAGCUAUUCUUUCAUCAAGCACCCUCUUUUGUGAAUGACACCCACGACAACAUCCAACUCUUCGUCACAAAUGACUCGCUCGCCAUCCUCAACAUUGUCAUGCCCGACCAAAACACCACCUCUUCCGUCGACAACCUUCUCGCAGGUUUCCUCCCAGAGCUGGACAAGCUAGGUCUUCUCUACAACCUCACAAAAACCGUAUAUCCAUCCUAUCUUAACAGCUUCAUUAGCUUCUACGGGCCGCUCCCAUAUGGAACCCUCUGUCCAACAUUCCCGAUAAUCGGAAGCCGUCUGGUUCCUCGCACCGUUGUCCAGGAUCCCCAAGCAAACCACGAUCUUAUAGACUUGUAUCGCAACAUCACGUCAGACGGAACAUGGUGGAUUGGCUGCUCGAUCCUAAACGUUGAUGAUCGUCCAGGCUCCAGUCGCCCCCCACAUCCGCCAAACUCGGUUCUUCCCGCCUGGCGUAACGCCAUCGCAUACUGUAACCCGCAAACCCAUACGCCAUACCCCUUCACAGAUCCUGCACAGGCUCGGGCGCUGAGAAGGAAACUAAUCGAAGACAUAUUUCCCCGACUUGAAGCUGCGACGCCUGGUGGAGGAAACUUGAAUGAAAUUGAUCCGACGUAUAAGGGUGAUUGGAAAGAGGUUUUUUAUGGUGAGAACUAUGAGCGGUUGCUAGAAAUCAAACAUAAGUAUGAUUCAGCGUCGGUCUUGUAUGGUCUGUUUGCUGUUGGAUCGGAUGAGUUCAGAAUUGAUGGGGAGGGAAGGCUUUGUAGUGUAUGA